Molecule: messenger RNA, 555 nt
Organism: Seminavis robusta
Lineage: Eukaryota; Bacillariophyta; Bacillariophyceae; Naviculales; Naviculaceae
Source: the annotation of a GenBank genome assembly
AUGCAUUGGCCUGGGAAGUGCGAUUGCACGAUCGGGUGGAUUGGCGCCAUUUGCCAUUUCUUGGCCAUUCUGACCAAGUUUUCGUUUGAUCUCAUCAUUGAGCUAUCCAUUGAAACGGGGGGUUCCUAUGAACAACUUGGAUCCUACACGUACGGAACUGGAGGACGAAUCUUGGUCAUGAUAUCCAAGUUCCUCUUUGCCUAUGGCUGUAUGGUGGCCUACAUCAAGAUUGUAAAAGACAACUUUCCCUCCGCCAUGCUGGAUAUGACCGGUUGGGCACUCUGGGAACCAAACCAUGCCAAUUGGGUCACGAUUUGUCUGAGUGCCAUGGUCAUGCUGCCCUUGUCUCUGCUUCGGGACAUGACACCUCUGGAACGUGUUUCCAUUGCAAUUUGCCGCUUUGGCCAUUUAUGUACCAUUUUACUUGUACCGGCCAAUAUAAUACGAGGCAACAACAGGCAGUGGGCAAGCAUGUUGUGCGUGCAGCCAGCAUGUUUGCCGCUCGGGACUUGUCUUUACCUUUGUGGCACAGCACACGGUCAACUUGGUUUUUGA